AUGUCCUCGAUCGAGGCAAUCCCCCGCAUGAAAGCAACAACCCUCACCAUCAUGGCCACGCGUGGAGAAGAUCAAGAUCUAGUAGCACAGACUGCAACAUCACUUUCGGACACACAAGACCGAAAGACAGCUCGUGUCCUCCCGUGCUUUGGCUGGCACCCCUGGUUCUCCCACCAGUUAUUGGACGACAUGUCGCACGCACUCGAUUCCGAUGCGGAGAGUAAAGAGUCGCACUACAAGAAAGUGCUGACUCCUUCUCCCGACGAACAGUUCAUCUCAGCUCUACCCGCCCCCAAACCGCUGUCUCAACUCAUCUCUGAGACCCGCGCAAGGUUACAAAAUCACCCCGCCGCUCUGGUCGGCGAGGUUGGUCUUGACAAAGCCUUCAGACUUCCUCAAGCGUGGACGGAGACGGAAAUCGAGGGACGUGAUGCGUCAAUGACGCCCGGAUCUCGCGAAGGCCGUUCUCUCACCCCGCACAGGGUCCAAAUGGACCACCAGAAGGCUGUCCUGAAAGCUCAAUUGCAGCUAGCCGGGGAGCUCCGUCGGCCUGUUUCUGUACAUAGUGUGCAGGCGCACGGGGCGGUCUUUGAUGUUUUCAAGUCAUUGUGGUCGGGACAUGAACGAAAGACGCCGUCGCGCCGAGAGAGACAACGACGGCACAGCGCAGCGGACGCGCAUGCCCAGAGCGACGCGGAAGACCAGCAGCAUACGCCAACACCAAAGGAUGAGCCACCACUCCCGUUUCCUCCGCGGAUCUGCAUGCAUUCCUAUUCGGGGCCGGUGGAGCAGUUGAGGCAGUUUCUGAACCCGGCGAAUCCGUCGGAUGUGUAUUUUUCAUUCUCGACGGUGAUCAACUUUGCUGGACCGUCGUCACAAAGGAUGGAUGAUCUGCUCGAGGAGGUUGCUCGACAGACGGCAGACGCCACCACUACUAUACAAGAUCUCCGCCUAAAUAGGGGUGACUGA
Molecule: messenger RNA, 969 nt
Organism: Aspergillus terreus NIH2624
Lineage: Eukaryota; Fungi; Ascomycota; Eurotiomycetes; Eurotiales; Aspergillaceae
Exons: 3
Coding region: 1-969 (322 amino acids)
Molecular function (GO): hydrolase activity, acting on ester bonds
Source: RefSeq, a predicted model, not a curated record